Salmo salar (Atlantic salmon) is the source of this 2892-nucleotide messenger RNA. NCBI's taxonomy places the organism in Eukaryota, Metazoa, Chordata, Actinopteri, Salmoniformes, Salmonidae. The record is from RefSeq and is a predicted model, not a curated record.
CACUGCGAUUCUCUGAAGUUCGCCAGUCACGGAUUAUAUGCAGAGCAGACUGCAACAUUAUCAACAAAAUAAAUGAUCUAUUCAAAUCUUUCGUGUAUAAGAAAGAAGUGAACGAACGAAGUGUAUUUCCGUCCUGCGCUACAAUAUUGCUUUUGCACUGCUUUUUGGAAACGAGACAUAUGAGUUUUGAUGUGAAGAUGGCGGAGGGGAGCUUCUCGAUAUCAUCGUUCCCUUUUCUGGAUCCACAACUUUCACAAAGUUUGGUCUCCACGGGGGCCUCUGACAGACUACAUGUUGAAGCUGAAAACGGACAUGUUGCUGGUACACCGGACGAGUCUCUCUCUCCGACCUCGGUCAUUUAUUUUAAAGAGGCGCUCAGUUCAGCCAACAUUGGAUUUGCAAAGACUGGACUGUCAUCUCCUGUUCAAUAUGAGUUCAAUAUCGAAAGGUUGUCCAACAAAACGAAAAAUCCGAAGGACCCUAUAGCCAUCGAGCGGUUGAACCUGAUGAACAUGGCUAAGCUGAGCAUCAAGGGUCUGAUUGAGUCAGCCCUGAACCUGGGCAGAACCCUGGACUCGGACUACGCUCCUCUACAGCAGUUCUUCGUUGUCAUGGAGCACUGCCUCAAACACGGACUCAAAACCAAGAAGUCGUUCCUGGGGCAGAACAAGUCUUUCUGGGGGGCCUUAGAGCUGGUGGAGAAACUCACCCCCGAGGCAGGAGAGAUCACCGCCAGCGUCAAAGACCUGCCAGGACUCAAAACCCCGUUAGGAAGAGGGCGGGCCUGGCUGCGAUUGGCCCUGAUGCAGAAGAAGCUGUCAGACUACAUGAAGACCAUCAUCAACAGAAAGGACCUGCUCAGCGAGUUCUACGAGUCCAACGCUCUCAUGAUGGAGGAGGAAGGAGCCGUGAUCGCCGGACUGCUGGUUGGGUUGAACGUCAUCGAUGCUAAUCUCUGUAUGAAGGGAGAAGACCUGGACUCACAGGUCGGAGUGAUAGAUUUCUCCAUGUAUCUUAAGGAUGGUCAAAGCAGCAAGACGGCAGAAGGGGAUGGCCAGAUCACAGCCAUCCUGGACCAGAAGAACUAUGUUGAGGAACUAAACAGACACCUCAGUGCUUCAGUCAACAACCUGCAGGCCAAAGUAGACGCUAUGGAGAAGUCCAACACCAAGCUCACUGAAGAGCUUGCAGUAGCCAACAACAGGAUCAUCACCCUACAAGAGGAUGUAGAACGAGUCAAGGAGGAGAGCUCCUACCAGCUAGAGUCCAGUCGCAAGGCAUCGCGGGCGGUGGACGGCUUGGCAUCGCGGGCGGUGGACGGCUUGGCGUCGCGGGCAGUGGACGGCUUGGCAUCGCGGGCGGUGGACGGCUUGGCAUCGCGGGCAGUGGACGGCUUGGCAUCGGGGGCAGUGGACGGCUUGGCAGACGGUCAGGUGCUGGGAGAGGCACGCAAACAGCUCAAGGAGGAAACUCAGCUACGAUUGGAUGUAGAGAAGGAGUUGGAGGUUCAGAUCGGUAUGAAGCAGGAGAUGGAGCUGUCUAUGAAGAUGUUAGAGACGGAUAUGUGUGAGAAACAGGAUGCUCUGGUGGAGCUCCGACAACAGCUGGAAGACCUCAGGGCCCUCAACCAGCAGCUAGCGCAGAGGUCCCAGAACUUGGAGGAGGAGCAGAAGAGUGAGGUCAUCAGUCGCCUGGAGGAGAAGACUGAUCAGAUGGCUGGAACUAUAAGACUCCUGGAGAACAGUGAGGAAGACUGUGUGAAGCAGGCCAGAAGCUUGAGUUCCAACGCAGGGAAGCUGCUUCGGAAGCAACUAUAGGACUGUCCUCUCUUCCCGUUCGCUCCCCACAAUGACACCCACAUCAUAGUUUCAGAAAUCUGAUUCCCAAUCGAAACAUAAAACCAACCUUUGCAUAACAUAGAAAUGACUAAACCUGGGUAUUUAUUUUGCUAUUAUAUCUGUUGUGGUUAAACCUUUCAUUUCUAACUGUUAAACAAUCUUUUGUUUCCUAAAACUAAACAGCUUGCUUUCCAGACAGCAUUACUUUGAUUAGCAGCAUGGACUGAGACGGCUAGAGGGUGCCAGAGAGAGACUGUCUUUCUGGUGGACUGAGACGGGCUAGAGGGUGCCAGAGAGAGACUGUCUUUCUGUUGGACUGAGACUGUCUUUCUGUUGUACUGAGACCAGACUGUCUUUCUGUUGGACUGAGACAGGCUAGAGGGUGCCAGAGAGAGACUGUCUUUCUGUUGGACUGAGACAGGCUAGAGGGUGCCAGAGAGAGACUGUCUUUCUGUCUUUCCGUUGGACUGAGACAGUCUCUCUGGCGCCCUCUAGCCUGUCUUUCUGUUGUACUGAGACAGUCUCUCUCUGGCGCCCUCGAGCCUGUCUUUCCGUUGGACUAGCAGUGCAGGGUGACUCCACUCACAGUACUACAUCUUUCUGUGUUAAUAAAGAUAUCAGACCCACAGUUGUAAUGAAUGUUCCCUGAUAAGAGGUUUGGGAUGUCUGCCAUUUUAGUAAGAGAGAGGUUACUGUUCUGAAAAAUCUAAAUGGAUGCUGUUAUUUCUUGUACAUCGACACACCCAGACGCCCCCUACAGUGGCAUACCGUAGGUCCUUAGAACAGCCCAAUGCUACGAACAGCCUGUCCUUAGACCAGCCCAAUGCUACGUACAGCCUGUCCUUAGACCAGCCCAAUGCUACGUACAGCCUGUCCUUAGACCAGCCCAAUGCUACGUACAGCCUGUCCUUAGACCAGCCCAAUGGUUCGGUUACCAGAGACGCGACCCAGUCGUUCGUUCUAUUGGUUCGGUUACCAGAGACGCGACCCAGUCGUUCGUUCUAUUGGUUCGGUUACCAGAGACGCGACCCAGUCGUUCGUUCUAUUGGUUCGG